This is a messenger RNA of Sclerotinia trifoliorum, 1931 nucleotides long. Lineage: Eukaryota; Fungi; Ascomycota; Leotiomycetes; Helotiales; Sclerotiniaceae. The record is from the annotation of a GenBank genome assembly.
UUAUAUUAUUUUAAGUUAUAUGGAAGUCUCUAACUUCCUAUUUAGGAAAACGGACUUGAUAGAAUUCUACCAAGUUCUUGGUGUUAGUAUAGUUCUCGAUUUGGUUAGUGGUUUCAGUGUUUCAGCGCCUUCAACAACUCCCCGCUUGAACAUCCUACAAGUACAUUAUAUUACACCGCACAGUGUUCUACAACAUUCGAAAUGCAGUAGCCAUUUCACAGCUCGUGUCCCAGCACUGAUGGCGUUCUGUUAUACUAGAUGCCUCAUGCAGUCUUUCUCUAAAAAGGUUAGUAGCCUUUUGGUCUCAGAUCAUGCUUCCUCGUCUAGGAGGCGAUUCCAAAAGUUAUGAUUCUCCUAAUAUAUGUGUGUCUAUUGUUAGAGCCGCCUUUCUCUCUUUCAAAUUCCGUCAAAGAGAGUUUUAUUAUCUAUCUACCCUCCAGGACUAUCAACACUAAAAACUCCAUAUUCAAUUGGUGCCAUUCAUUUUUUUCAAAUGGCGAACAUCACCGAUACUUCGUCCUCUCCCUCUGUGCCAUCAUGCAAUAUAUAUCCUCGCUCAUCUAUGAUACACGGGGUGUCAGAUCAUACCCUCGGUGUGAUCCUGCCAACAUUGGUUUAUAUUGCCGGGAGUUUAGUCUUUUAUGCCUUCAACAAGUUUGAACUAUUCAGCAACUACCGCAUCCAUCCACCGAAAGAGGAACUACAUCGGAAUCGCGUUUCAAGAUUGGGCUGUCUUUUGAAUGUCAUGCGUUAUCAUGUGAUUCAGAUUUCGAUAGGAUUGCUACUCACCUACAACAAGGAGGCAGAGUUUGUUAAAAUGGGGGACUGCGAGAUAUAUCAAUGGGCGCGACGAGUGAGGAAGUCUUUUAUGGUCAUUCCUUGGGCAUUGACACUUCUCGGCCUGGAUAUUCAAGGACUUAUAUCAACAUCCCGCGAAGCACCUUUGUUGUCGCAUAUUUUGGCAACUAGCCAUGAUAUAUUAUCAAGUCCAACCUUUACUGCUAUUGAGUGGAACUUCGCGCGUGUCAUAGUUUCUUUCAUAAUACCAGCGAUACAGUUCACGGUGUAUCUCGCAGUUGUGGAUACAUGGGUUUAUUUUCUACAUCGUCUCUGUCAUAUUAACAAGACUCUUUACCGUAUGUGAAUACCUCUCCAAUUCGACUCAUCUAAUUAAAAUUUCUUCUAGGGGUAGUGCAUGCUCAGCACCAUCAACUUUACGUGCCUUAUGCCUAUGGAGCCGUGUACGCUCAUUGGACCGAAACUAUUUUCCUCGAUGUCUUGAGCUUCAUCUUAGCGAAUACUAUUUCCGGGAUAUCAGUUCGUCAGGGGAUGAUUUUAUCUUCGCUGGCGACGCUGAAGACUAUUAGUGAUCACUGCAAUUUUGUGUUUCCCUGGGAUCCUUUUGGAUACAUUAACGGCAAUAAUGCAAGAUUCCACGACUUACAUCAUCAGAGUUGGGGUCUUAAGGUUAGUAAAAUUUCGACCCUUAGCACAUUGCUAUAUUUCUGAGAAUGCCCUAACAUAAGUCGAUCUAGCACAACUUUUCUACUUAUACCGUCUUUUGGGAUAGACUACUCGGAACCGAAUGGACCGAUGUUCAAGGGGCGGAUAUGCGUUAUGUUCGAACCCACGAAUUAGUUAAAGCUCGCAGAAAGAUAAACGAGAUUAAUGUGGCGCACCCAAAGGCGGAGUAGGGAUUUAUUCAGAAUAUCUCAGAGGCUGAAUAUUCCGCAAAACAUCUUGUGUAUCUGUCUCGGAUAGUUUGUCAAAUAUUCCGGGCUGCAGUCCUAUUUGAACUUAUCAAAUUUUCAAUGUUGAAAAAGUGCUUUAUUGUUUUAAUAAUGUUACGGUUUCAAUAGACUUGCUAUCUGAGAUAAUUUCAGUGUCCAAAAUGUUUUCAUAUUUAUAAAUAAGUUCAUUAUUUAGACUGC